AUGAGUGAACUUUCGAUGCUUUAUCCAGCGAUUGUAACCACGCCAUCAGCAUCUACAGCACCGCUGAAUAUGAGCACUCAGAAGAUGAUUGAUGAGGAUAUGGACGAGGACGAUGAUGCCGGUUCGAUAUCUUCAGAUGGAGCGCGGUCACUGAAUAGCGGCAAUAGCAACGUUAUGAAUGCAAACAAAAUGACGCUUGACUCGCAUGUGAAACGACCGAUGAAUGCGUUCAUGGUCUGGUCGAGAGGACAGCGUCGCAAGAUGGCACAGGAUAAUCCGAAAAUGCACAACAGUGAAAUUAGUAAACGUUUAGGUGCUGAAUGGAAGCAACUUUGUGAUGCCGAAAAGAGACCGUUCAUCGACGAAGCAAAACGGCUUCGAGCGUUACAUAUGAAGGAACAUCCAGACUAUAAGUAUAGACCACGACGAAAACCGAAAAAUAUCGUGAAACCAAAAGAGAAAUACCCAUUCGCACUUCCUUUCACAACAUUCCCACAUACUAAUCUACUCGGUCAACCGAGUGUUUCACAUCAUCCAACGUCGUUCUAUCCCCCUAUGCAUCCGUUAGAUAUGGCUGCUAAGAUUGCUGCCGACAGUGCAGCGCUAUCAAAAGCGACCGAAUUCUCCUACUAUCCACCGUUCUUUCCGGCUUCCUCUCCUGCAACAACAGCGACGAGUCUGAUGUCGGGCUAUAACCCCUACGAUAUUCAUCGGAACGUACUGGCUGCAUAUGCCAUGAAAACAAACGCCAUGGCACAUGCGGCAGCGGCUGCAGCAGCAUCACAGCCAUCUCCUCAAGGCAAUCCCCCGCCACCACCUAACAAUCCAGCAUCUAGUCUUCCGGCAGCUGUUUGA
This is a messenger RNA of Anisakis simplex (herring worm), 855 nucleotides long. Lineage: Eukaryota; Metazoa; Nematoda; Chromadorea; Rhabditida; Anisakidae. The record is from the annotation of a GenBank genome assembly.